AUGGAAGACUUGACACUGGAUAAUGUGUACCAGACCCUGUACUGUGGGAAGCGCUACGACAUCCCGCAGCUAGUGGAAGCCUGCUGCACGUUCUUGGCCGGCCAACUAAACGGGACCAAUUGGCUGACACAUUUCGAAAAGGCAAAAUUAUGGGACGCUGAAAAAGCCACGCAGACGUGUUUAGAGUUUGUGGACCGGUCUACUGAACUGGCGCUGCAGUCCGAACAUUUUGAAAACAUGGAGCAUGAGACGUUGAUGAUGAUUCUGCGGCGCGAUACAUUGACCACCGACGAAAACACAAUCUACUUGGCUGUCGAACGGUGGGCGGCGGCUGCCUGCGCCCGUGCCGACAUGGAGCCAACCCCCGAAAAUCGACGGCAGACGCUGGGUGCGGCACUAAACCUUAUCCGUUUCCCCAUGCUCCGCAUUGCGCAGCUGCUGGACGGACCCGCCAAGACUGGCAUGCUGCAGCAAGCCGAAUUGCGGGACAUCUACCAAUACAAACACGCCACAGUCAAGCCAUCGCUGCCUUUCCCGACCGAGCCGCGUCAGGGCGCCGUGCACCGCGUCGGCGCUUUUACCUUCAAGGACCAGGAAGAGAUCUUUGUGAAAUCCGGCGAGUUGUGGUACGCGGCCCUCGUCACGGGCGUCAGCGCGCCCAACAUAACCUUCAUCUAUGCGUACGCACAGAACGAGUCUGUGGUUGCACCCGACAAGAUUAUCCGAGCGGUGGAUAUUCUGAAACGCGGUCAACGGCUGUGUUACCACUACGGAGGUUGCUGCCGCUAUCUUGCGGAAUACGUCGGCCUGCGGCGGCCGGGAGUGCAUUCGGUCCGUUAUUGCUGGAAAGAGCACGGUAAGCGCUUUGCCAAUCUGUGCUUGGAUAGCGAAGAUCUGAAAGCAUGGAAGAAAGCCAAGCUCGCCGCCACGUGA
This is a messenger RNA of Paramacrobiotus metropolitanus, 933 nucleotides long. RefSeq names its product BTB/POZ domain-containing protein 6-B-like. NCBI's taxonomy places the organism in Eukaryota, Metazoa, Tardigrada, Eutardigrada, Parachela, Macrobiotidae. Gene Ontology annotation, cellular component: cytosol. The transcript is spliced from 4 exons. The record is from RefSeq and is a predicted model, not a curated record. Bases 1 to 933 code for a protein of 310 amino acids. Gene Ontology annotation, biological process: neurogenesis.